This is a messenger RNA of Haliotis rubra (blacklip abalone), 5901 nucleotides long. RefSeq names its product fatty acyl-CoA reductase 1-like. Gene Ontology annotation, cellular component: peroxisome. The record is from RefSeq and is a predicted model, not a curated record. Gene Ontology annotation, molecular function: alcohol-forming very long-chain fatty acyl-CoA reductase (NADP+) activity. Gene Ontology annotation, biological process: long-chain fatty-acyl-CoA metabolic process. NCBI's taxonomy places the organism in Eukaryota, Metazoa, Mollusca, Gastropoda, Lepetellida, Haliotidae.
AACCUCCCUUCUUGCACCAGAGGGCGUUGACCGGCCGUAUCUGUUGAUCACUAAAGCAAGGCGUGAUAAUUUUCGGCAUCACACGACUGUGCGAGAACAUGACAUACUGAUCGAUGAUAUUUUAAAGUAUUACCAAGACUCUGAUUCCUGCGUGAAGACACAAACCGGCACAAACACGACUGUAAUUCAGCCUUCAAUACAUAACCAUGGCUGGUAUGCCCUCCAUUACCGAGUUCUAUGAUGGGAGGAGUCUCUUCAUUACAGGAGUGACUGGAUUCAUGGGGAAAGUUCUCCUGGAGAAACUGCUCCGUGCAUGUCCCAGGAUACGGUCCUGCUAUGUUCUCAUCCGACCCAAAAGAGGGCAGUCUGUUGCUCAACGUCUGGAGGGUCUACUCAACUCAAAGUUAUUUGACAAGGUAAAGAUUGUCAAUCCAGACUAUGCAUCAAAAGUCAUUGCUGUGGAAGGAGACAUAAUGGAACCCAAUUUUGGAAUUUGUGAAGAAGAUGAACAAAAAGUGUGUCGUGAUGUAUCAGUCGUCUUUCACUCAGCUGCCACAGUCAAGUUUGAUGAAGAAAUGAAAUUAUCAGUACAGAUGAAUGUUAUAGGAGUGAAGAGGUUAUUAGAACUCUGCCACAAGAUUAACAAGCUAGAUGCUGUGGUCCAUGUGUCGACUGCCUAUGCUAACUGUGAUAAGGAGGUUGUUGCUGAGCGGGUGUAUGAACCACCACUCCACCCAGAGAAACUGGUGGAAGCUGUUGAAUGGAUGGACAAUGCUGCCCUGAAUGUCCUCACCAAGAAGCUUGUUGGACCCCGCCCCAACACAUACACAUACACCAAGGCCAUGGCCGAGUUCCUCCUUUUAGAGGGGUGUGGUCAGCUCCCUGUGGCCAUCGUCCGACCGUCCAUAGUGGGUGCCACCUACAAGGAACCACUCCCAGGCUGGGUGGACAACUUCAAUGGACCCACUGGAUUGCUUGCAGCAAUUGGGAAAGGUGUCCUGCGAAUCAUGCAUGGUAACUUUCAUGGCACUGCUGAUGUGAUACCCUGUGAUAUAGCGACCAACCUCAUGAUCACUGCUGCCUGGUAUACAGGCACAUCUAAACCCACCAAGGUACCUGUAUUUAACAACACCACCGGUCAGAUCAACAAGUUCACCUGGGGUGAGAUGGAGAGGAUGGCAUUUCAGUACUUCAUGAAGAACCCAGUGGAUGUAGUUGCCAGGGUGCCCAACCCAAGGUUUACAAAGUCAACAUACUGGAAGAAUGUGAACGUGUUGUUCGACCACGUCCUCCCUGCCUACCUGAUGGACUUCUACAUGUACCUCAUUGGGAAGAAGCGCAUAUUUGUCAAGAUCCAGGAUAGACUCUGGAAAGCAGUGACAACGCUCGAGUUCUUCACAUCUCGGGAGUGGAAGUUUGAAAACAACAAUAUAUUUAUGCUAUUGGAUAAGAUGUCAGAGUCUGAUCGAGAGACGUUUGACUUUGAUGCCCGCCAUAUAGACUGGUCAUCAUACAUGGAGAACUACUGCCUUGGCACAAAACAGUUUGUCCUGAAGGAAGAGCUGGAUCAGCUCCCAAAGGCAAGGAGAGCUCUCCACAGAAUGAAGCAGAUCCAGUUUGUUAUCAACGCUGUAUUGGUGGUGGUCAUCUGGCGGGUCCUUGUCACUCGAGUGGGCGUGGCACGGUCACUGUGGAACCUUGUUCUCAGCUGGGUCAUCUGGCUCUAUCAGAAAAUCCCAAGAUUCGGGCGAGCGUCUUAGGUUUGCAACAACAAAGCAGUGAUGCUUAUUGCAUUAGGGCAUGUUUUUAAAUGACAAUUUUUUAAAUGGUAAUUUUACCAUUAUUCAUGAACCUGUUAUUGAAAAUCUAGAUACAGUUACAUGUACAACUUGUAAUGAACUGGAGGCUGUUAAAAGGCUUUGAAAGUGUCCUAAAAUACCCUGGUUGAUGCUUGAAUCUAUGUGAGGUUCGUUUGAAUGAACUCACAGAUCUAUUUGGUUUCAGGUGUAUACAAUAUUUGCCUGUUUGAUUGGCUAAUCCCAAGUGUAUCAUCUAUGUGGGCCAAACCACAUUGCCACAAACAAGCAUAAAAACAUGACAGUGCUACAACAUACUGAAAUUUAAUGUACUCAGCCAUGAUACUAAUAACAUGCUAAUUAUGAUCUAAUUUAUGGCUUUAAUUGGUUUGUUCACCUGUAGUAUUAAAGGCAUAUGUGACUGAUGUAUCAUGAUGCAUUAUUGUGUUGGUGAUUUGGGGGCAGUAGGGUAGCCUAGUGGUUAAAGCGUUCGCUCGUUACUCAGAAGACCCAGUUCGAUUCCCCACAUGGGUACAGUGUGUGAAGCCAAUUUCUGGUGUCCCCAUCUUGAUAUUGCUGGAAUAUUGCUAAAAAUGACAUAAAACUCAAACUCACUCACUCGCUGUAUUGGCGAUUUAUCCCACCUAAAGAUGGUGUGACUAUAUUCACAGGCUAAUGCAUCUAGUACGUAUGGAGUUGAAAUAGUAUUGUACUAGUCAGUACCCUUAAUGAGAAGAUACCUUGCUAACUUAGAAUAUUAAUCAAUAUAUACAGAUGAUAUAAUGACAAAGAUUUGAUAAGAUGUCAAAACUUUUCCUGGAUUUAUCUUGACCUGCUCAUAGGCCAAUAUUUAGCCCCAGGUCUGUAGAAACUGUCAGUAGAAAUAGUUAUAUUGUGAUUAUUAAUAUGGAUAUAAGUAAUGUGAUAACAGGACCAAUGAAGACUAACAAUAAUAUCUCUAUUUUGAACUAAAUAAAUAUUUUAUCCAACUUGACUGCCAUUCUUACUUUGUGUGGAAUCCUAGAUAAAUCCAUGUAUGUAUUGAUCGAAUGUGUAAGCGUUAUUGAUUACUCAAGAAAUAUGUAUGACUGAUGAGAAAUGUGCAUAUGAGAAUAUGUAUUUGUAAAAGUUUUUGCUUUUUGGCUGAGUUUCCAUAAAAAUCAAACAUGACAUCAUUUGUUUAGAUCUCAGCCUUUUGUUAAAGUACAGGUAUUCAGACAGAUUAUGCAUUAUUAUAAGUUCAGUAAGCAAGAUACAGAUCAACAGACAUCCUUGUAAGUGAAUAACAGGGGAGAGUUUAUGAAAAUACAACUUCUUUAUUAUUAAUAUUAACACCGCUGUCAAGCAAGUGAUUAUCACUUGUGUGGAACUUGCUUGAUAACAGUGUCAUUAGCUACACCGAAACGUUGCUCAUAUUAAUAAUAAAGAAGUUGUAUAUCCGUAGAACUCUACCCAUUGUUCAUCACACCAACUUCUAAAUGCCACUCAAAGAAGUUAUCCAUGUAAGUGGAACAGAAGAAAGCCGUGUGUCACAUUUGUCAAUUGUCUGCUAAGAAUGCUGCAGCUCAUAAACCUUUUCUAGCUCAGCAAACUAUGACAUACUCCAAAGUCCAUGGACAUUUUAUUACUCAGACUUAUAUAUAAAUUUCUGUGUUUGGGGAUUUUUUCGCAGUUUUUGUGCAUGACCCCAGAUUUAUAUCAUUUUUAACAAUUUCUUUGUGUGAUAUUCUCAUUAUUUAACAUUUAUUUUAUCAAUAUUGAACAUUACCAUAUCAUGUUUUCUUAGGCACAACUUGUCAUGGUUAAUUUCUGUGUGAUACAUUUCAGUUAGUUAUGUCUGGUUAUUUAUAUGGGUGUGGUUGUAUAAAACCACCUUAGCCCUAAGGUAAUCAUAACUCCCAUACCUUAACAUAGACUAAUGACAGUCUUAGCACUAAGGUUGUUUUGUACAACAGCACCCUGGUGACUGUGACAUUCUGAUUCAGACUCAAAUAUUCAUGGCUGAAAGACAUUUUGUUCUACUUAAACUCCAAAAACUUGUUUGACCCCAAGUUGAACUUUUUUAAAUGAUGAAUGAUUGAGAAGACCUACCUGAAUAUAUAAGACAUAAUUUGUAUAUCAAAUAUUGUUACCUUAGAUUGUACCUUAGACUCAUCAUGUGAUAAUUCUGUGCAAUUUGCAUGAAUUCAUUGAUUUUAAUUGUACCAUGUCCAUUACAACCCACCUCUUGUGUUUUGUUUCUUUUUUUUGUUUACCAUGUCUACUUAACCGUUGAUAUGUUAUUGUGAUGCUUGCAUCAUGAAUUUAUGUAUUUCUACACAAUUUAUGAAUUAUCUACUAGGGCUGGAUUGGGUCACCAGAGUACCCGGGACUUUCACAGCCAGAUCCUGCAUAAACUACCAGACCCGUUUUGUCAUGUGAUUUGUCAUGUGUAACUAAUUGUCUGAUACAUUACGUAAAUUCAUAGUUGCAAAAUUAUGAACGAAACCUACAGUUUAAAUCCAUUCUUUAAUAAUGAGCUCGACAAAAUUGCUUGUUCUAUAUAUGGCUUUGUGUUACAGUGUCAAUGGUUGUUCCUCUCAAUCAGUCCCCGCCUAUCAUAGUUUAACUCAUCAUGCUGUCAUUGACGAGCCACUUGAAGUGAAAUCAUUUGAACAUUUUUAAUCCAUGAAUGAACACCACAAUAACCUAGUUUACCAAUAUUUUUUUAAUGAUAUCUUUUGUAAAGUACGGUGUAGCAUACAAAUUCUUGGAAUUUCAAAUUUAUGAGGAAGCUAAUAUAAGAUCUGUAAGAAAUUAAGUUCACAUAAGUAAGGGAGUUAGCUCAAAAUAAUGCUGUAACUGGUACAUGUACCUGGCUUUGGUAAUGCUACUUCAGGUAAACAAACGCAUAGUUUCUACCCAGUCCAGCCCUAAUGUCUACUACUUACAAACAAAAUGGAUUUGAUUUUUUAUUGUAAUACACUAUCUUUAAAUACUGUCACUUGGUUUACAGGAGGCAGAUGUUAAAAUGAAUACUGUACGGUAUAAGGACACAUUCUUGUGGGACUGAUGCUGGUACAUUUGGCCAUGUUGUCUAAAAUGCCACCAUUCACUCCUCAGUGGAUUUGGCUGGAGAUUAGUCAGCACAUAGAUUUCUCCACAUUGGUAAAUGUGAUGUAUUCAUGGGUCAUGGAGGAAUACAGUAUAUUGACUCUGGUUGUACAUGUUCAGGGUACAUAAUUUACUGUAAACAAUAUAUCAUUGGACCUAGACAAGUUCAUCAUGUGCGAUAAAUCAGAUGCAGUAAGUAGGCUAAGUUGUUUGAGUUACACUGUUAGAAGAUAUGUUGUGUGGUAUACAGCAUGUACUCUAGUGAUGAGGCCAAGAGAUCUAAUAGGUUCUUUGAAAUAUAAACAACUAUUUCAUUAUGCAGCUUUUUAGCUAUUAGGACUUCCUAAUAAUGAUGGAUUUUGGAAUACACAUAUGAAACAUGCUGCUUGCUUCACUCACUCAGCAACAAUUUAGGAGCCUCACACUGACUGACUAAUUUGAAACUUCACCUGAUGCAAUCUGCAGGUGUUAUCAGCUCACCCAACAGACCUAUUUUAUCGGAGUAAACAUCUGAAUGUAAUGAGCCUAACCUUGUUCUGUGUCUUCUACUGUUAAGGUAUUUAUUUGUACAUGUUGUCUUGCAUUACAUGUCAUCUUUUUCAUUCAAUUGUUGUCUAUCUCUUUGAUACAAGAGAAUAAAUUAAACAGGAGUUUUACUCAAGUGUAGAAUGAUUUGGCAAGUGUGGAUUGCCACAGCUCUAGGAAUUAAGGAUUAUUCUGGGCUCUAUCUGGAUUUGUCUUGUGCAUAAACAUAUAUAUUUUUAUAUUUUUCAAUAUUAAGAUAGCUUUAUUUCUUUAUGUCAGUUUAAUAUUAUUGUCCAAUUUAUUCAUGAAUGUGUUUUUUGCAUGACUGCUGUCUCUUCAGUUGUUCCAGACUAAUCAUGCUCAUGAGAUGCUCAUGAUUGUCAUCUACAAUAGUAUGGAUGUGACUUAAACACAGCCAGGAAGAAUGCCCACGAUGUCAACCACUGGUUUGAUUUGCUGGAAUAAUGUUGACUGCCUCUUUGAAACA